AUGGGAGACCUUCUGUCUUUAUUUUGGGAGGUGAAUCCUCCUCCUCUACCUCUCAGUUUUCCCAUUCCAGGUCAGGAUGCUGAGUGCCGGAAGGAGGACUCUUGUGGGACAAUAGGAAGUUUCCUGCUUUGGUAUUUCAUCAUCAUACUUAUCCUCAUGCUGCUGUCUCGGGCUUCUGUCUGGAUGUCGGAGAACAAAAGGGACGAGGACAGUGGGACAAGUGCUACCACCGGCAGCAAAGCAAGCAAAGAAACUUCCUGUAAGCGACUAAGUAAAGAUGGAUUCUGGGAUGCUUUGCGAGCCACAAAGAAGCCAAAGCAGAACCCCCUUUCCACAAUAACUGACUCCGAAAUGGCUUUGGUCAGUGCCUACCUUGAUCAAAGACGAGCCAGGCGCCAUUCCCAGUUCUCCCGGGUGAAUCCCAUCCAGCAGGACAGUGAUACCACCGAAUGUGGCAGCGAGGAGUCUAACUCGGGAGCGUCUUCCUGGAAGGAGAGUGAGAGCGAGCACCAGCCUGCCAGCGGUAAGAGGAGAAAAGCAGUGUCCUACCAAAUCAGAGAAAGGCCCUGCCUCCACUGCAAAGCCAUGAGAACCAAUGAGUGGCUGACUCGCCACUUCCCUCCGAGCAACUCAGUCAGCCCCCUGAGGGGAGAGGCUCAAGAGGAGGAUUUGACACCUGCCACCAAUACAAAAUUAAGUAAAUUUUGAAUUUUGCCACCUUUACCUUUCUUGAGGUCAAAAGGAGAUGAAUAAAACAUGAGAAUCAGAGUUGUAGGUGAAGAGACAUUUACUAAGAACAAAAGUAUAACUGGAGCCCAAGAGGCCAAGUUUCAGACAAACUAGCUGCUCAAAACAAG
Molecule: messenger RNA, 857 nt
Organism: Psammomys obesus (fat sand rat)
Lineage: Eukaryota; Metazoa; Chordata; Mammalia; Rodentia; Muridae
Gene: Ssmem1
Product: serine rich single-pass membrane protein 1
Exons: 3
Coding region: 1-708 (235 amino acids)
Source: RefSeq, a predicted model, not a curated record